CCGUGAGGAUCAUUAGCUUUCCAACUUGAAGGACUCGGGAACCGGCACAUUUCACAUGCUAACGUUAACGUUACAAGUUCACGUUGCGACUGGGAGUCCUAGUCAACGUUCUUUCGAAUUCCGUCAAUUUUUAAUUCCGGGUCGGGUAUCAACUUGAAUCAGAUCGAUCAAAAUAUAAUGAACGGAAGAAAGAGAUAGCCAAACACACUGCUAAUAUCCCCACUUCACGAUCACUCUGGUCUCCCCACACGGCGGAAGGAAGAGUCGUUCCUUCAACUUCAACUUCAUAGCCCAGGAUGGAUGACUAUGUAGUUCUCAUGGAGCGUGAAACUACUAUUGCAUAUGUUGAAGCCGCAUCUACGGCAGCUCUGCUUUUUGACUAUUGCCUCACUUUCGACUCAGAGGUUCGUUGGACAUGGGGGAGAAAAUGGGGGAUCGUGAGGAUAGCCUUUGUUAUCUCUCGCUAUGUACCGAUUGCAACCUGUAUUAUGUACCUAUAUUACAUGCUGGAGUCACCUCGCGGGAGAAUCCCAGAUCCCGGGAGGUAUAUUGCUAUAAAUGGCACCAUGAGCACCUUCAAUGCUGCUGCUGCUGACGUCAUGCUCUUGGCUAGGGCACAAGCAUUCUGUGGAUGGGGAAUUAAGGUCUUAUUCGCGACAGUAUUGCUCAGCACUGCCAUAAUAGCAGUUGCGCUAACAUUUAUAUACGUCGUUACGAGCAAACCUAGCGAUGCGUAUGGAAACUUUGAGGGGGAAAAAUACCUGAGCAUCGCUUAUGGGUUACUCAUGGUCUAUCAGCUUGUAUUGAUGUCCUUGAUACUACACAAACGCUUCAAAUUUUACCGACGGGAAAGUACACCAUUAGUCACUAAUGUAUAUCGGGAUGGUGUGAUUUAUGUGCUGUGCAUUGCUCUGGCCUCGAUGGUGAAUUGCAUUGGCAUCGCUGUGCUUCCUCAACCAUAUACUUUUCUUUUUUAUAGCCCGCAGGCAGUCGUGCACAGCGUUCUUUCUUCACGCAUACUGUUUAAUCUACGAGAAACAAGCGAAUGGUGGGAUGACGUUGAAAUCAGCUUUGGGACGAUUUUUUCUCGACCAAUCCGAUUCCCAUCCUCAGUGGAUCAUGUAGAGCUGGAUAUUAUUGAUACUGCAUACUUGUGACUCAAUUUUAAUUAUGCUCCCUUUGUUGGAUAUAGCCCGCUGCAUUACAUAACAUGCUCGGCGUCCAUCCCAUCAUCCUAUGCUGCUUAUUCGCAAACCAUUUGCGAGCUUUCCCCUACGUUUUACCUCCAUGUUGCUCUCCUACAGUAGAUCGUGUGGUGCUUUAUGUAUGGCAUCUAAAAAUCGCAAGGAGAGACC
Molecule: messenger RNA, 1355 nt
Organism: Suillus bovinus
Lineage: Eukaryota; Fungi; Basidiomycota; Agaricomycetes; Boletales; Suillaceae
Exons: 15
Coding region: 297-1157 (286 amino acids)
Source: RefSeq, a predicted model, not a curated record